Molecule: messenger RNA, 1200 nt
Organism: Panicum virgatum (switchgrass)
Lineage: Eukaryota; Viridiplantae; Streptophyta; Magnoliopsida; Poales; Poaceae
Product: N-(5'-phosphoribosyl)anthranilate isomerase 1, chloroplastic-like
Exons: 5
Coding region: 260-1051 (263 amino acids)
Biological process (GO): L-tryptophan biosynthetic process
Molecular function (GO): phosphoribosylanthranilate isomerase activity
Source: RefSeq, a predicted model, not a curated record
UUGAGGAUCAAGAGGGAAAGGGUAGGUGAAAGACUGAAGGCGAGGACAGAGCCCGGCAGCCUGCCCACAUGCUUUGCCCCUGCCAGUGGUAACUGGUAACCGACCUGGAUCUUCUCGGAUCCUCGCCGCCUCUCAUCUGCGUCAGUUGCUUCUGCUCUUCCCGACUUCGAUCGAACGGAGCGUUCCUGCCUCUCGUCCCUCCGUUGCUAUCCGGUGAGGGUCAGGAAGACUUCAUUGGUAAGACAGUCACCUAGCAGAGAUGGCAGUGCCGAUCUCCACAAGACAGCCUCUGCGGAUUGCUAUGACGCCAAACAGUGGGCACCUGAGAUCAGCUGCAGUUAGAAUAACCUGUUUUGCUAAGCAAACUACUACUCACAAACCUUUAUCAUAUAGUUUGGAGGAGGCCAAAAUAAAUGAGCCUGUAGUCAAAAUGUGUGGCAUUACAUCUGCCAGGGAUGCCGCAAUUGCUGCAAAGGCUGGCGCUAAACUUAUUGGGAUGAUUCUUUGGCCCAAUUCCAAACGCUCGGUCCCAUUAUCCGAGGCCAAGGAGAUAUCCCGAGUAGCCAAAUCUUACGGGGCUGAACCAGUUGGCGUGUUUGUGGAUGAUGAUGAAGAGACCAUCUUGAGAGCGUCCAAUUCAUGCGACCUUGAACUUAUCCAGCUCCAUGGAGAUAGCUCCCGAGAACUACUUCCUGUGCUUUGGAAGAAUAACCGAAUUAUAUAUGUGCUUAAUGCUGAUGAGGAUGGUAAACUUAUCAAUGCUGCUCCAAGUGAAGAAUAUGUUGUCGAUUGGUUUUUGGUGGACAGUGCAAAUGGUGGCAGUGGCAAAGGGUUCAACUGGGAGAAAUUCCAAAUGCCAUCUGUUAAGAGCAAGAAUGGCUGGUUAUUAGCAGGAGGCCUUCACGCAGACAAUGUUUGCCAAGCUGCUUCUGCUCUAAAUCCAGAUGGCCUGGAUGUUAGCAGUGGCGUAUGUUAUCCAGACGGUUUACGGAAGGACCCUGAGAGAAUACAUUCCUUCAUGAGCAGAGUAAAAAGUUUGAGCUCCCAAUAAACUGGAACUGUGCUUUCUGCUCUUUCUAUCAUAGUUUUCUUGGUCCAGUAUCUCGAAAUUGAAUAAAUAUCCUCGAUAAUGAAAAUAAAUGGAGUCCACAAAUGAUGACAGUGAUGGUCCUUGGUAUCACAUAGUGGUUGAAAUUUCAA